Messenger RNA from Homo sapiens (human), 18220 nucleotides. RefSeq names its product HemK methyltransferase 1, mitochondrial release factors N(5)-glutamine (gene HEMK1). The coding region runs from base 1455 to 2471 and encodes 338 amino acids. Gene Ontology annotation, cellular component: mitochondrion. The transcript is spliced from 11 exons. Lineage: Eukaryota; Metazoa; Chordata; Mammalia; Primates; Hominidae. Gene Ontology annotation, molecular function: protein methyltransferase activity; DNA binding; peptide chain release factor N(5)-glutamine methyltransferase activity. The record is from RefSeq and is a predicted model, not a curated record.
AGUUCGGGGCAGCUUCUCCGGCUGGUGGGUGGGUGGGGCAGCCUUUCAGGCAGGUAUGCAUGGGAGGUGGGGAUCGGAACGGGGUGUUUCGACUGCAACCGCCUGGAGACCUGGCCGGUACCAUUCUCCAUAGUGCAGAUGGGGAAACAGGGUUGGAGAGAGGGGGCCUCAUCUGGGUCGUUAACAAUGCGGUGCGUAGCUGUGAGGGAGUUUACACUUCUGACUUCGGGCCUUGGCUCCUGGGACGGCGCACUGGUGCAAGAGCCGCUUCUGGAGUCUGGUGGACUCGGGUUCGUGUCUUGCCUGGGACAGUCUUUUUUUUCUUUUUUUUGAGACGGAGUCUCUCUCUGGCACCCAGGCUGGAGUGCAGUGGCAUGACCGCGGCUCGCUGCAACUUCCGCCUGCUUGAACUGGGUUCAAGCAGUUCUCCUGCCUCAGCCUCCCAAGUAGCUGGGACUACAGGUGCGCGUCAGUAUGCCCGGCCAAUUUUUUGUAUUUUUAGUAGAGACAGGGUUUCACCAUGCUGGCCAGGCUGGUCUCGAACUCCUGACCUCGUGAUCCGCCCACCUCGGCCUCCCAGAGUGCUGGGAUUACAGGCGUGAGCCACCGUGCCCAGCUUGCCUGGGACAGUUUCUACCUGAGUGACGCUGGGCAAGUCGCUUCCCUUCUCUGACCCUACUUGUAUCUGAAGAUGUGGCACUUAGCAGGUGCUUAAUAAACGCUAGUUUGGACUUUUAUCUGGAAGCAAAGGGGACCGCUGAUUUUAAACCUUCAGUUAAACUUGCUUGUGACCUCUUUAAAUAUACAAUUGUAAAUUUUUUAGUUGGUGGUUUACGCUGAUGUCCCGGAUUAUAGGUUAAAUUAGGAGGAAAUUUUCAGCAUGUACAUCCAUGACAGUACACACACAAUGUCAGAUUCAAAGCUCCCAAUUAAAGGCAAUCAUCUGCCUCUUGUAACAUCAGUUAAGAUCAUGUAACAUCUGGUCCCUGCUGUGUGUUGAGCUGCCUCCCAGGCCUUGGAUAUUCAUAGACUAAUGCAUUGCUUGCCAUGGGUUUGGUGUGAUUUUCCCCCAUCUUAUGGAUUAAGAAAGUGAAAAUCAGAAAUAAUGACUUGCUCAAGAUCACACACGCUAGGUUAGACACAGAUCUGUCCUGUCCCCACAUAUGUGCCCUAACCUACCACCAACCCGUUUAUUAGCAGAGACUGAGCUAUGGGCUCAGCCCACUCCAGCUAAAAAUGUGAAGAAAACGUAAGUGGCCAAGACAAGAAUGAUCAAAUAGGGUGGCAACCAACUAUAUCUGAGGACCAGAGCCAUUUUGGGGCACCAGAGCUUGUGACCUCUCCAUCUCCACCCAGCUGGGUCCAGGGGCCACUCUCAGCACUCACCUCAGCAGCUGACAUCAUAAAGCAGACUUGGGAACCUGGAAGCACUCUGGAGAACCUUUCCCUGAGACAUGGAGCUUUGGGGCCGAAUGCUGUGGGCCCUCCUGUCUGGCCCAGGGAGGAGGGGAAGUACCCGGGGCUGGGCCUUCAGCUCAUGGCAACCCCAACCACCUCUGGCUGGGUUAUCCAGUGCCAUAGAACUGGUCAGCCACUGGACUGGGGUCUUUGAGAAGAGGGGUAUCCCUGAGGCCCGGGAAUCCAGUGAGUACAUCGUGGCUCAUGUCCUUGGAGCCAAAACAUUUCAGAGCCUGAGGCCGGCACUUUGGACCCAGCCCUUGACCUCUCAGCAACUACAGUGUAUCCGGGAGCUGAGUAGCCGUCGAUUGCAGAGGAUGCCGGUGCAGUACAUCCUUGGAGAGUGGGACUUCCAGGGGCUCAGCCUAAGGAUGGUGCCCCCAGUGUUUAUUCCUCGGCCAGAAACAGAGGAACUGGUUGAGUGGGUGCUGGAAGAGGUGGCCCAGAGGUCCCAUGCUGUGGGAUCCCCAGGCAGCCCCCUCAUUCUGGAGGUGGGCUGCGGAUCAGGAGCCAUCUCCCUCAGCCUGCUGAGCCAGCUCCCCCAGAGCCGAGUCAUUGCUGUGGAUAAGCGGGAAGCUGCUAUCUCUCUGACCCAUGAGAAUGCUCAGAGGCUUCGGUUGCAGGACAGGAUUUGGAUCAUCCACCUCGACAUGACCUCAGAAAGGAGCUGGACACACCUGCCCUGGGGCCCCAUGGACCUGAUUGUCAGCAACCCUCCCUACGUCUUCCACCAGGACAUGGAGCAGCUGGCCCCUGAGAUCCGCAGCUAUGAAGACCCCGCGGCCCUGGAUGGUGGGGAGGAGGGCAUGGACAUCAUUACCCACAUUCUGGCCUUGGCACCCCGGCUCCUGAAAGACUCUGGUAGUAUCUUCUUAGAAGUGGACCCAAGGCACCCGGAGCUUGUCAGCAGCUGGCUUCAGAGCCGGCCUGACCUGUACCUUAAUCUUGUGGCUGUGCGCAGGGACUUCUGUGGGAGGCCCCGGUUCCUGCAUAUCCGGAGGUCUGGGCCAUAGCAUGGCUGCCCUGUGGAUGCCUUGUCAGUGCCGCCAGCCUGACCAGAGGGGAGGUGGAUGGCACUUUCCAGAGCCCAGGUUCUUAUGGCAUUUCCCAGGGUUCUGUGAUUUCCCCAUGCUCUGCAUUUCUAGGAUAUUUCUAGGACACCUGGAUUGGCUCCAUCACAUCAGAGUGGCUGAGGGCAGUUGCUCUGUGUUGGUGAAAUUGCUGUGGGGGUAUCGGGGGAUAUGGCCAGUAAAGUAUUGAGAGACUAACAAAUGGUGACCUAAUGUUUUGUCCAUGACUUGCAGGUCCCCUGACCCCCUUACUCCCAGGUAGCACUGGGGCAAGGGUUUCCUUCUGCCCCAGCAGGGCUGGCCGUCAGUCCCCUGCUUGGUAGUGGUGUGGGGGUGCAGUGUGGAGGAAGGCACGUGAGUCCUCACUCCUGGCCUUGGAUACCAUGGGUCCUGGCAUAGAGCAGCUCACUCCCAGGGAUUGAUUAGUCCUCCACUGCCCUGGGUGCAUGCGUACACAAUUCCCUGGCCAAGCCUGGCUCGAGCACAGGAAGCUCAUCUGCGUUUUGGCUCAAGGAUGACUGCCUGCUUUCUGGAGGGGAGGGUCUGGAGGUCUUUGCUGCACAGUUCCUGGGUCGCACAUCCACGUUCAUUUAACUGAAGGCUUGAGCCAGUGAGGGGUGUUUCCUUUUUAUCCCCAUAGCUUUUAGCUAAAACAUCCCUCCCGAGUUGACCCCCUGGGGUUUCAAAUAACCCAUGUGUCCCUGGUUGGGGCUGGGGAGAGUGAGAAGCUGAGAUACUGGGCACAGGGUUGUGGCCUCCACCCCAGCUCUGGUCUGUGCAGACUCAUGGCCACCAGGAGGCCUGCAGAUCCAGCCUUCCUGUCAACAGCGACAGGAAAUCUCUAGGUUGGUGAGUGCUGGUGAUGUGAGCCUACAUCAGGGUGGGUCCUAAGAAACAUGGCAAACCAGGCUGUCUCAUUCCACUAGACUGCCCCCUGCCACCCUGGCACUUCCCAGGGCCUGGCAGUAUGGUCUGAUGGGCAGUAUGGUCCAAUAGGCAGCAUCCUCUGCUGCAGCUGGGAGAGCUGAGUUCCAGGGCUGUGUCCUGCAGUGGGACCUUGGGCAACUCCUUUCCCUAUGAGAAGCUGGCUCUUCUGAGUCCAGGGCCAACGCCAACUGGCAACCUCUUUACUCUUAGUCAAGUGGAAUGUGCAUGCUGGCAUCUGAAUGUCCAUUCGCCAGGCAUGGAGAGCAAGAGAAGGUAUGUACUGCCUGAGGUCACAUGACAGUGACCAAGUGGAGACAGUAAGUUAGAUCCCUCCCUUUGGGGAGCCUAUAUUGCUGGAGUCAUACCCAGCCUAAGUGUUGCCCUGCACUAUGGCUGGAGGACACAUUUGGUAGAGGUCACACUGCAGCUCCCAGUGCCCCAGUGUCCUGCCCUGUGCCCAGCCCCAGCUGCAUGGACUCUGAGCUGCCCCUGGCUUCCUUUAAGGAGGCUGCUCCAGAAGGAACCUGGGUGGGGAGGGCGAAGGGGGUGCACAACCAGGGCAAGGCUCCCCACUUCCUUAGUCCCCCAUGCUCACAGACCUUUGCCUGCUAAGGUCCUCACCAGUAUUGCCCUUUCUGUCUUUCUCCUUGUGCCCUUUGGCUCUUGCUGUCUUCAGCAGCAUCUCAGGGUAGCUGCCCUGACCUCGGAGCAGUCUGUCGCCCCCCUACACCUCAGCCAGUCCUGGCUUCCCUGAUGGUCUCUCCCUCCUGGCCUCAGGCCCAUUCCUGAGGAAGGGCCUUGGCGAGCUUGUGGAUGUUGCACCAGAAGAGAGUGCAGUGUUGGAGAGUGACACUGUCGGGGCAGCUGGGGCCACAAGCAGGAGCCGGCCUCGGGCACAACUUUCUGCCCAGAAAAAUGUGCAGCUUGACUCUGCUGAGGAAAAGGUCCAAGCCAAGAGGACUGGCAGGCGGGGCCUCAAGCCUGCAGCCACUGGCUUGAUUGGGCCCUGGACGUUGAGCCCAGAUGUUGGAGCCACACCAGCCUGGAUUUCAAUCCCAGAAUCUGCCCCUCACGAGGAUGUGACCUUGGGCAGAUGACUUCACCUCACUCAGCCUUGGCUUCUAAGGCUGAGAAAUGGGACUUAAUGCUUUAUUUUAUAGGAUGCAUGUGAGGAGCCCAUGGGAUGUGCCUGGCUUGGCACAUUGUGGCAUUUUUCCUUGCCUUCCUCGGAGGGCAGACACAGGGAGGAAGGACCCAGUGCCCUCAGGCGUCCAUCUGAUGCAUGGGACCAACAUAAGGCAGGCAGGGAUACAAGGCAGUCUGGAAAGAAGGGAAGGCAGGAGUUUCAGUCUUGGGCUCUUGACUCCUCACUGUUGUCUAGAGAUGGAGCCAGCAGGCUGGUAGCCUGGCAGCCUACAUCUCCCCUCAGCCUCUCCUCACUAUGGCCCCAGUGCCUUGAGGCCCAGGCCAGGGCAGCCAGUGGCUCUAGCUCAGGGAAAGCCAGGCCCACCUGCCCUAUCCCCUCCCUUGCUCCUGAGGCCAAAGCCAGAGACUCGAACAGCCUCCCCACCACCACCAGCAUAUGUCAAGGAGCACUUGCAGGCAGAAUGGGAGGAGGACAUGGAGCUGAUGGAGUCCAGGCUGUGCAAGCCCCUGAGGUCUUGAGAGAUGUGCCCACUGCCCGUGCAGCCUCCUUCAGCCAGAGCCCAGAGCAUAGACAGGAGUGUAGGAGUCCCUGUUUGAUGUACUCUGGGAGAGUAAUUCUAUCUCCUCUUCUGAUAGUUGGGGAAACUGAGGCCUUGUCUCACAGUUGGAUGCUUUUCCCAGUUGUCAGUGGGUUUCUCCAUGGGUCUCAUACAGCUGCCUUAUUGAAAUAGGCCCCGAACCCCCUAAAUGCAAAAAAUACUCUUUUUUGCUCCUUUACCCCCACCUGGACCCUGGGCUAUUGGCUGCUCCCAAUCCUUGCCCCAAACACUUAGCUGGCUCCCCAUGACUUAAGUGUGUUCUCUUGUGUCCUAUGGAAUCCAGUUCUGAAGAGGUGGGGGAGGACAACUGUGGGAAAAGCCCUGGGGGCCCCUCCCAAGGCCCCAUCAGUGCUCUGAGUAGGCUGUCAUCAGAACAAAGGGCUCCACUGCUGACAAGGUUUGAGAACUGCUGGCUUGAGGUGAGAACCCCUUUAACCUCUGCGGGACAGCAUGUCUUUCCCUAUCCACCUUCGAUUCUUUUCUCUUUUUUUUCUUCAUUGGCUCCUUCUUAGUGGAUUCUCUUCUCUACUGCCCUGGGCUUCAGCCUUUGUGCAGUACUCUCGAUGCCCUGAACACACACCUUCCCUUUGCCCAGGCGGUGCAAACAAUCCACUUCUUCAAGCUCCAACACAAAUGCUGCCUCCUUUAGGAUGCCUGCUCUGUGCUCUCCCUGCCUCCCCUAGCCCAUACCUCUGCUGGCACCUUCUGUACCAUGCCUUCAGAAACCUUCUUAUCCCCCUCAUCUCUGGGGCCCCCUGUGGAUCUGGCAUACCCAAGUUCAGUAAAUGUCUAUCAGUAAGCUGAUGGUACAUGCAUUUUCUAGAAUAGAGCUGGGACUUCCCAUGUGGCCCACAUCUGACCUGGCAGCCCAUGUAUUCCGGUCAUUAGGGAUGGGAAGCCAUGAGGACCUGGCCUUCUGCCCGACCCAGGCAGCCAUUCAAGUUGAGCAAUGGCCACUUCGAAGACUCAAGUGCACCUGAUCCCUGCGCAACAGCCACACCAGGAGAACAGGCUGUCCUUGGCGGCAGUAGGAGCAGGCGCCAGGUUUCCUGGAGCUCUUGGCUUCAGCCAGCCCCCAGCCAGAGUCCUGGCUAGGACAGUGACCUGAUCUCCUCCUCAUGACCUUCUGCCCUGGACAAGCCCCCUGAACUGGAUUUGGGACUGUCAAAGCAACUCUACCCCUGCUCUGGUAGGCUGAACAGUGACCCCCCAAAAUGGCAGUGUCUUAAUCACCUAAACCUUAACAUGUGACUAUAUUACCUUCACAUAGCAAAAUGGACUUUGCAGAUGUGAUUAAGGAUCUUGAGAUGGAAGGAGUAUCCUGGAUUUUUCAGGUAAACUGAGUAUAAUCACAAGGGCCUCUGUAAAGGAGGCAGGAGUGUCAGAGUGACGGAAGAAAAUGUAUGUAACAAUGGAAGCAGAGGUCAGAGUGAUGCAAUUGCUGGAGGAAGAGCCAUGAGCCGAGGAAUGCAGACAGCCUCUUCUCCUCUGGGGCCUCAAGAAGAAUGCAGUCCUGCCAAUACCUUGAUUUUAAGCCCUGUGAAACUGAUUUCAGAUUGCUGACCUCCAGAACAGUAAGAUCAUAAAUUUGUGUUGUUUUCACAUGUGUGAAAACACAUGUGUGAUAAUUUGUUACAGCAGCCACGGGAAACGAAUAUAGAUUGUGGUGCCCAAAUUAGAGUGCUGCUGUAACACACGCCUACUGAUUGAAGUGGCUUUGGAAUUGCAACGUGGAAAUGGGCAGAGGCUGGAAGAAUUUUGAGAGUCAUGAUAAAUUGCCUUAACCACCUCUCUUCUGAUAGGUGAUGUGGCCAGGGGAACUCUUCCUCAACCUUCAGACCUAAACUGCCCAGGCCCCCCCUUUUUUUACUCAUAUUUGGAGAGAGGUGGCCCUUUCCCAGAGUGAGAAGACUGAAAGACUGACCAGCAUGGGUCCCAGAAGGGAGUGGGUGAGGAAUGGGACUGGGAUGUGGGGAGAAAGUGCAAGGCUGGCCUCCAUGGCCCAUCUCCAGAGACUGGGUCCAGAGAGGACCUCAGAGACUGGGACCAAGCCUGUUCCUGCUCUCCUGUGGAGUUAUGUGACUGGCCCAGGACCCCUUGGGUGUGUGAGGAUGAGCAGGGGCCCUGUACUCUCUGGGUUGCAGGUACUGCAUCUGUGAAAUGAGCACAGCAGCCCCUGACUUUGAGCUAAUGGGCCUGGCCCCUCCAUGUAAGCCAUAGGCCUGAGCAGAGCUGUGUCACCAUUCUGUUCCUAUGGUGGAGUGGGGCUAUCCCUGGGGUUCUCAACCUCCUGGUUCCUAAAACUGAAUUGGCCAACUGGUGCCCUCAGCCCUGUCCCUGUCCAAGCUGGGACUAGGACCUCCCUUUCCAGGGGUACUAAAGGACUCUGGAGACACCAUCCCACCCAGCCAAGGCUUGGGGCUCCUGAAGCCAGUCCUAACCCAGGAGCCACAUGGAGAGCUACUGGGAGGCCAGACAUGGGCCUCAUGCUGGGUUUCAGAGCUGAGAAGCUGGGGGACAGAGAGCAUGGACACCUGGGUUCAAGGGUCAGCUUGGCCCCAAAUCACCUGGAUACGCUUUGGAUGAAGCCAGGAGGGCCUGUUUAUACUGGAAGGGGUGGAUCAUGGCAAGACUUAUAUUCAAUCCCUGAUCUUUUUUCCCAGAGAGGGAUGGGGCUUACUUGAAGUAACACAGCACUUGACUCCUGACUCCCAGUAUGAUGCUCUCAUCUCCUAUUGCUUCCAAAGGCCUGGGGUUAGUUAAUUAAGUCAAUUAGGUGGUGCUCAUAUGGCUGUCCAUGUAGCUACUAAACCCAGGGAUUCUGGCCCAUAAAGCCCUCUGGGCCAGGUUUAUGGGCAGGUAAGAGUCACAUUAGGCCAACUGUAGCCCUGGGUGUGCAGACAGAUCUGAGUCCCAUCUGAAGCUCUGGUAGCUGUGGGAGGAGAGCAGGAUUUCCCCCGCUUGCGGAAUGAGUGGGUGCCUUCCCCUCUGAGGUAAUUGGCUGUACAGCCCCCAGCCUCUGCCCCCCAGGGCCCUCCUGAGGUGUCUGGAAGGACCUUUGGGAUCUUUGGCCUCAUAACCAGAAAUCAGAAGCUUCAAAUUCUAGAGGCCCCUUUUCUUCCAAAGACUACCUCUCACACAUACAGCAGUCCUGCAGGAAAAUGGUCAGGAAAGGCUAAUUUUACAGCUCACAAAGUGGGAAAGGCAGGGAAGCCUACCUCAGCUUCAUGGAAAGCCCUGAACUGGGCUGACCUCCACCUGCCCCAGCUAUGCCUAAAGGGGGAGGGUGAGACAGCUUAGAGUAGCCAUGCCCCGUGGCAGGCAGGCCUGGCUAAGUGGCCCCCUUCCCAGGGGCUGGGGUCUUCCCCAAACACUCUACCUCUCAGAGCAGAGGAUGUCACCUUAUUGCUCCCUCUUGUACUAGGUCUGCGGCCCUCUUCUGGGGCAUGUGGCUGGGGAAAUGGUGGGAUCAGAUAUCCCCUACUGAGCCCAGGGAGCAGAUUGUUGGUGCCUGAAGCGCUCACAGAGAUCCCUGUGGUACAGAUGAGGAAACUGAGGCUUAGCAGGACAGGAGCAGGGCUGGGGCACGAGCCAGGUCUCUUCUCUGGCUCACAGCUGCCAGUCCUUCCUUUGCCACCUGAAGACCCCCCACCCCACCUGGCUUUCCAGGAACAGGCCUGCCUGCCUGGAGAGGCGUCCAAGUCCCUCUGCUGUUCCUGGAAGUCAGUGUGAGGCUGAGCUACGUGACCAAGCAAAGCAAACUAGGACUACAGGUGUGAACAACCCUGCCUGGCUAAUUUUUAAUUUUUUUUUUUUUUUAGAAACGGGGUCUUGCUAUGUUGCCAGGGCUGGCACAUGGGGUUUUUAGUUGUCCCCACAUUACAAAGUUGAGGACACCAAGGCUCAGCAGGGUGCAGUUGCAGGUCAGGUUGCAUAGCUGGACAGGAAGGGAGGAUGAGGCUGCCAUUGGUGUCCAUUUGACUAUCAGAGACGCUGAGGCCAGCAUAACUAGGUCCUGGGCUGUCCCCUGCAGAGCUUAGCGCAGAAGUUACCUGGGCUUGUGGACCCUUGGAGCAGGAGCAAGGGUUUCCAGGGCUGUCCCUAGAGGGCUUUCUAGAAGACCUGCAGCUGCUCCUGGGUGCAUCUCCUGAGGUAUAGGGCCAGGGCCUCAGUCUCUCAAGACCUACUUUGUGUCAGGCACCAGGGAGAUGAUACCAAGUGGAGGGUCCUAUAGAAUAUGGUGCAUCCUGCGCCAAGUACUUCCAGGAUUAUCUUACUCAACCUUCAUGACAUCCUCAGAGAUGGAGGCUGUGAACCCUCUCGUUAUACUGACGAAGAAACAAACUGGGGCUAAGAAACUUGCUCAUAGGCUGGCUGAGCUGUGAUUCUGGCAUAGGCUGAGUGACCUGGAGCUGGAGGCCUUAGUCAUCACACCAGGCUUGAGGAGGGGCGGAUAGGACAGGAAUAUACCAGGCAGUAGGGACAGUCUGGACAAAAGCCUGGAGUUCUGCAGACAUGCGGGUAGGGAUAUGUAGGGGUGAGGUGGUGCCGAGAGGUCCCCUUGGCUGAGCUCUGAAUGCAUUUCUGGGGACCAGGGGCCUAAAGAGCUUUUUGAGCUGAGUUACAGGGUUAGAGAAGCAUUGAGGCUGCUCUUUCUGGCUGCCAGGAAAAAGGGGCUGGGGCAGGAGGCUGCAACUUGUCCAGGGUCUGGAGGUGGCUGGGGUCUGUAGCAGUGGCAUCAGAUAUUCUGGAACAGAACUGACUCACAACCAUUGCUGAGGGUUUGGAUGUGAGAUGGCCAGGACCACAGUGGGCCCAGGGAUCUGAUUGGGACCUGGGGGAAAUGGGGCCACCCUGAGUUGGAGACUGGGGUGCUGGGGGGAACAGUCGGGGAGCUUGACAGUGUAGGAUGCCUUCAGAAUAUCCGAGAAGCAGCAUUGGGGCGUCUGGAGAUGCAAAUGUGACCAUGUGGGGACACAGUCCAAAGGCAACCCUUGAGGUAGAGUUGUGAAGACCACUCUCCUAGACCUGAGUGCUGGCGACAACAGUACCGGGCAUCUGCAGUGUGUAAACUAGUGCCAGGUGCUGCACACACGUGGUCAUAAAUCCAUCUGUUGGCACAUCAGGGAUCCCUUCCUUGGCCCACUGUAUGGAUGAAGGGACUGAGGCUUAACAUGCCCAAGGUCACACAGCCAGCAGCUGGCCAUGCUGGAGUUUGAACCUAGUCCUCUGACAUCCCAGUCAGGAGAGGCGUGAGCAGGCUGCCGAGGCCAAAUGCAGCCCAGGGCCUCAACCCCCCAGAGGGGCCUCAGGAGCCAGUUAGGUGCCCCACAGCCAACGUGGGCUCCAGGGUGAAGGGGAAAGUGAUGAAUCAAACAGAAAGCAGCAGACGCAGACUGAGCUCUCUCCCUGUCGGCCCGGGUGCCAGAUUUUCACGCCCACAGCAAAGGGGCCAGGCAGAGCGCUAGGUGUGGGGCAGGAGAGGGCAGCGAAAGUGGCUGCCACUGAACCCAGACUCUGAUGUACUCCGGAUAUGGGUGGCGUGGACUGACAGACACCCAGCCCAGUUCCAGACUGAAAGUUGAGUCUGUCUCAGCAUGUGAGGAUAUGAAGUUUGCCUUGUCAUGGGGAGCAUUUCAGGUCCCUAGGCCUGUGAGGUUCUGGGAUGAGGCACCAGAUGGAUGUGUCUAAAAACCCUUGUUGAAGGCACUCCACAGCUCAAUAACUGACCAUUGCUCACUACUCUCUUGGCCCGCACUGAAAGCCACUGUUUCUUCAUCAUUUCACUCAGCCCGCCUGUCUCAGCCCCCCAGAACUUUGGAGCUCAUUCUUUCAAAGUACAUUUCAUGUGCAACUGAAAUACAUAUUUUUAAAAAGAUAAAAUGAGCAUCUAGUUAGCAAAAAUGUAUUUUGCAAGUGCAAAUUCUUUCUUAGCAUACAGUCCAUCAGGGCGAAGAGCAAUGAACACAAAUGUUUGAACUGGGGGCUGGGAUGGUAGUUGUAGUCUUAUGUUGGUCUCAAUGUCCAUUUUCUUUCAGUGUUUGAUUUUGGUAGCACAGGACAAAGUGACCGCUGAUUCUCACAGAUAAUUGUUUACAAAUGCUAGCACUGUGUCUGAAGCCCACCUUGCAGUCUCUUUGAUUGACAGGGACAGCAAGAGAAGCCUUAUCUCAAGCUCAGCACAAACCCUGUUCUCUGAGCACAUAGGAAGGAUUCUAAUGUGUCAUAAUUUGGUGCUGUGCCCAUUUGAGUCUGUGUGUGGUUUUUAAAAUUGGGUUUUUUUUUUUUCAAUAAUUAAAAAUAUGAGCUGGGCAUGGUGGCACAUGCCUGUGGUCCCACCUACUCGGGAGGCUGAGGCAGGAGGAUUACUUGAGCACAAGAGUUUAAGACAGCAGUGAGCUAUAAUAGCGCCACUGCACUCCAGCCUGGACAUCAGAGUCAGACCCUGUCUCUAAAAAAAUAAUUUUAGGCCGGGCGCGGUGGCUCACGCCUGUAAUCCCAGCACUCUGGGAGGCUGAGGCAGGCAGAUCACCUGAGGUCAGGAGUUCGAGGCCAGCUUGGCCAACAUGGUGAAAAUCCGUCUGUACUAAAAAUACAAAAAUUAGCCGGGUGUGGUGGCUCACGCCUGUAAUCCCAGCUACUUGAGAGGCUGAGGCAGGAGAAUCGCUUGAAACCGAGAGGCAGAUGUUGCAGUGAGCCAAGAUCACGCCAUUGUACUCCCACCCAGGCAACAAGAGCAAAACUCUGUCUCAAAAAUAAUAAUAAUAGGCCAGGCGCAGUAGCUCACGUUUGUAAUCCCAGCACUUUGGGAGGCCAAGGAUCACAAGGUUAGGAGUUCAAGACCAGCCUGGCCAACACAGUGAAACCCCGUCUACUAAAAAUACAAAAAUUAGCUGGGUGUGGUGGUGGACACCUGUAAUCCCAGCUACUCGGGAGGCUGAAGCAGGAGAAUUGCUUGAACCCGGGAGGCAGAGAUUGCAGUGAGCCAAGAUCAUGCCACUGCACUCCAGCCUGGGCGACAGAGCUAGACUCCAUCUCAAAAAAAAAAAUUUAAAAAUAAUAAUUUUAAAAAAAUGUUUUAAAAAUGAAAGAAAAGGAAGAAGGGAGGAGGAAGCCAGAAAGAAAGGGGCCGUGCAGGGUGGCUCACACUUGUAAUCCCAGCACUUUGGGAGGCUGAAGCAGGCAGAUCACCCGAGCUCAGGAGUUCAAGACCAGCCUGGCCAACAUGGUGAAACCCUGUCUCUACUAAAAAUACAAAAAUUAGCUGGGCAUGGUGGCUCAUGCCUGUAAUUCCAGCUACUCGGGAGGCUGAGGCAGGAGAAUCGCUUGAACCCGGAAGGCGGAGGUUGCAGUGAGCUGAGAUCACCUCACUACCCUCUAGCGUGGGCGACAGCAAGACUGUUUCAAAAAAAAAAAAGAGGAAGAGUGAAAGGAUGGACGAAAGGAACUCCUGUGGGGUGGGGCAUCUGGGGCACUUGAUGCCCCACGUGACCAUUCCCUUCCCGGAGGUCUGCCCCAACUGCUCCAGCCCCCAUAGCCUGAGGCUCCCGGCACCUCCCACCCAGCAUCUGUCACAGCAAAUCAAUCUGGGCCACAUGCUCCUGAAAGGUCCUUGGGAGCCCCACCAGGCUCCAGUGUGGUUGCCCCAAGUACUCCAUGAGUAGACAUGGGCUAGGGACUUACCCAGGCCCUUGGUGGUGCCUCCAAGGGUGGAAAGACUGGGGGACCCUGUGCCCCUGAAAGCCCAGAGUUUCACUGUUUCUGGGUACCUUCAUUUCUGGGAACUAACUGUGCUUUGGAAAGAGAGAAAUGAGAAGCAAAACCCUAGGGCCCCAGUAUCACCCCUCCUUUCUGUCUUCCUUCCGCUUAGUCACAGCCAAGAGCUCAGUACCUCAGCCUCCCUUAGGGCCACUAGGUGGGGCAGAAUACAAGGUCAGGCGAGGACACAGCAUCUGGGACGAGUCCUUUCCUGCCAACAGCCUCCGUGAGGGGUCCUAGGAUUGCUGAGGGCUGAGACCACCUUCCCAAAGUUGGGGAAGGGGUAACUGAGGCUGUCAUCUGGCCUGUCUCACCUGUCUUACCUGCAGGCCCAUCAUUCCUGCACAGUCAUUUAUUAGGCACCAACUGUAAGCCAGGCCCAGGAGGUUGGAUGGUUCAGGUGGGGCCCUGGCCUUGCAGAACUCAUGGACUUGCACAUAGACUCCUCCUGACAGGCCCCUCAUGAGUAGCUGGGUCCUUACGAUUUUUCUGGUCAGCAGUGGGGAGCCGUGGGAGGCAUUAGGCUCUGGGGAAGCCAAGCAACAUCACAUGUACACAGCAUAGAGACUCACACACCCUUGCACAGGCACCCACACGUACGUGUAUGUUCAUGGGCGUGGGCCUUGAGCACCGGGUCCCGUGAGCCACUGCACCUGGCCAACUGGGUCCAUGUCCAUAAUCAUAGGUGUCCACGCAGGGCCUCCCUUGGAUGGGGGAGCUCCAGGCUCUGGAAACCAAGCCAGGGUUGCAUGCAUGCACGUGUGUGUGUGUGUGUGUGUGUGUGUGUGUGUGUUUGUGUGUGUGUGGUGUUACUCUGCCUCAGAGGCCCAACCACUGCCUCCAAGUCAUGGGAGCGCAGAGCCCAUGUAAGCUCAAACACUGCCCCAUGUCAUAGAAAAGAGGGCCAAAGAUGGGGCUGGGCGUGGUGGCUCACUCCUGUAAUCCUAGCACUUUGGGAGGCUGAGUCGGGUGGAUCACGAGGUCAGGAGAUCGAGACCAUCCUGACUAACACGGUGAAACCCUGUCUCUACUAAAAAUACAAAAAAAUUAGCUGGGCGUAGUGGCGGGUGCCUAUAAUCCCAGCUACUCAGGAGGCUGAGGCAGGAGAAUGGCCUGAACCCGGGAGGCGGAGCUUGCCGUGAGCGGAGAUUGCACCACUGCACUCCAGCCUGGACGACAGAGUGAGACUCCGCAUCAGAAAAAAAAAAAAAAGAAAGAAAAGAGAGCCAAAGCUCAGAGAGGGCCCAUGACUUGCCCAGUGUCACACAGCAAGGUGAGGCAGGUCUGGGAGGGAAAUGAACCAGACCUUAUCCACAUCCCUGACCUUUUUGGCUUCAUGCUUGGAGCUUGGCACCCCCUGAGAACCACACUCCGUUGACCUCUGGGAAAUGGAGGCUGGUGAUUCUCCCAGCAAACCCGCCUGGGAACUAACCACAGGCUCCUCCCAGCUUUCACUAACCAACCCCAGGAUUUCCAAUACCGGUGCUUUGCUUAGCUGUACUGGGCACCUGGAACUCAUUCUCCCUGCCACCCUCCCUCCCUGAUUCCUUGAAUAAAAUUCAGCCUUCCAAAUUUUACUCAAAUGCUUCUACUUUCUCUGACCCUCUGGAACUUUCCCCUGUUGCCAGCCUCCCUCCAGCAUCUGUCCCCUCAUUCCCACCUCCUGUUUACUUCCCUACAAAAGCCAAAAAUUGACCCCUAGAGCCUGAGACUCUGGAUGGAGGAUCUUCGUAGCUGGGGCCACACCCAGGCCAGCCCAGCCCUUCAGACUCUGCCAGUCACAGUGGGGUGGGCCCUGGAGCUGGAAGAGGAAACAGAGCCUCUGCCAGAGUCACCACCUGCCCCCAACCCUACUUCUCCUCCGAAGGCCCAACAAGGUCCUGUGCGCCCUCCAAGGGCAGAGGAGGCUGCUGGCUGUGGCUGUGGGAGGAGACCUGGAGCACUGUGCCCGAGGCAAAGCUGGCCCCGUGGAGUUUGCUAUUCCAGCUUUUAUUUACUCCUCUGUACCCUGAGCACCAUCAACUGGGUGCCAGGCCUGUGCCUAUAUUUGGCAGGGUGAGGGGUGGGGGCCAGACAAAUUGUAGAGGAGCCUCAGGUCUUUGGGGUGUUGCCCCUCCACUACAUGGCCCCAGACCAAGUUCUCUGCCAGUUUGCAGAGCUCUUCCCUUCCACUUGGUCUUGAGGAGGGGCCAGAGAGGCUGCCUUUACCCCAUGAGCUCUGAACCCUCUCACUAUCUGGCUGUCCCCUCAUUCUCUCACCACCCACUCCCACUCCCGAUGGGAGCCUCAGGCCUGGCUUAGGAACCCUGCCCACAGCUGUACUAAUGCCCUUGGCUUUGCUAUAGGGAAAGAACACAGCCACUCCACACUCUGGGACAGCCAGCUUGCGUCCAUCCCCUAGUGCAGAGGGCUAGUUUAGGGAAGGACAUUAGGACCCUGACUGUGCACCUGACUCAGGGGCCCCGGAGAAGAUUUGGUGGGCUAAGGGUGGGCAGGAGAAUACAACUCACAGCCAAGCGGAAGGUGGCUUUCAGCUCCCCCCUUCUCAUUUUUUCUUACUGUGGCUGCACCAGGGCUGUGCCCCUCAUGGAAGGUUCACUUUCCUGCUUAUCUAGUCUCAGAUGUUACAGUUUUUCUUGUUAUGUAUUAUACAGAGAGAUGGCCUAACUGGUUCUUGCUGCUGCAUGGGCAAGCCAUUAAUUUACAGGGGUUUAUCUUAUAACUGGACACCUUUUUGUUUUCUCUUACAAGAUGUGCUUGUUGUUGCUUCUCUUGGAUUUUCUACAUUGACAUUUUACCACUGAAAAUAAUGACAAUGACAAAUUUGUCUUUUCCUUUCUUUCUUUUUUUUUUUUUUGAGACAAAGUGCCACUCUGUUGCCCAGACUGGAGUGCAGUGGCGCGAUCUCCCAGGUUCAAGCGAUUCUCUUGGCUCAGCCUCCCGAGUAGCUGGGAUUACAGGCGUCCACCACCAUGCCAGGCUAAUUUUUUUUUUGUAUUUUCAGUAGAGACGGGGUUUUGCCAUGUUGGCCAGGCUGGUCUCGAACUCCUGACCUCAAGUGAUCUGCCACCUCGGCCUCCCAAAAUGCUGGGAUUACAGGCCUGAGCCACCACACCCGGCCUGUCUUUUCCUUUUUAAUACUUAUGGCUCUUAUUUAUUUUCCUUGUUUAAUAGCUUGGCUGAGACCUUCAAUACAAUAUUGAAAAACUGUAACGACUAGAGCAUUUGUAUAUUGUUUCUCACUUGGGGUGCCUCUGGUCCCUCCCUGUCAAGUGCACUUGCUAUUGAUUUUGGAUAGAUGGCCCUUUUCUACUUAAAAAUGGUUCAGUCUAGUUCUGGCUGACUCUGAUUUUUUGUUUAUUUUAGAGGCUUUUUUUUUCAUCUUUCAUUCAUGCAACAGACCUUCAGUGAGCUGAUUGCCAGGACUACACUGUCAUACUGUGGUACCAAAGAAAAAUUGACACGGUCCCUACUCAUAAGGAGUUCAUGGCCUGGUGGAGGAUACAGGCAGGCAAAUAGAUCCUUAUCCUUAGGCCAUGGGGCAUGCAUUCAGUCACCAUCUGCUGGCACUGUGCCAGGCACAAGGAAUGGGCACUAUUCAGGCAGGCCCCCAUCACAGUCUGGUGGGGUCCAAGCAGUUCACAUCCCCUCUCACUCAAGUUCCCACAGAGUAGUUGCAAUGGUGAGCUGAGGUUUUCUCUGCUGCAGAGGCCAGGUGGGUAAGUAACCAAAAGUGCCUGAGAGCUAAUCCCCUGGAGCAGCCUGAAACCAAGGAAGACAGAGAGUUGGUAGACACAUGCCCAGCUCCCUCACCCCUUGGGUGGGACAACCGUGGCUUGUGUUUUCUGCCAGCUCCCAACUGAAGACUGAGCCUCAGUUGCCUACAGAAGGAACCCACUCAUAAACCCACCUACCUCCUUUGGCUUCCUUUCCUUCCCUGUCUCACCCCCUCUCCCAUUUUAUAUCAAUAAGUGUGAAGGCUGAGAUUUUAUCCGACUUUCUUUUUUUUUUUUUGAGACAGAGUCUCAUUCUGUUGCCAGGCUGGAGUGCAGUGGCGUGAUCUUGGCUUACUGCAACCUCUGCCUCCCAGGUUCAAACGAUUCUCCUGCCUCAGGCUCCCGAGUACUGGGACUACAGGUGCGCACCACCACACCCAGCUAUUUUGUAUUUUUAGUAGAAACAGGGUUUCACCAUGUUGGCCAGGAUGGUCUCAAUCUCUUGACCUCAUGGUCUGCCCACCUCGGCCUCCCAAAGUGCUGGGAUUACAGGAGUGAGCCACCGCGCCCGGCUUAUCCGACUUUGAAGCAAACAAGUUAGUCUAUCAUAGUCUAUCAUAUUCUCAAGGAUCAUGGCAGAAGGCACAGAACUCUGGGUUCAGAAACAGACAACAGAUUAUUGUUUACAGUAACGGCAGUAGACAGAGUAAAAGCAUUUUCUUGCACCACUUCCCUGAACCGCAGUUCCUACAGAGUGAUGUGAUGAUGGCCCGGUGAUGCCUGCAUAUGCAUUGGGUUGCACUACGGUGGAGAAACUGCAUGCUGAAUUUAGGGGACCCACGUCUUUUAUAAUAAGCUGCAAGCAAACCUGCCCAGGUGGGAGAUGUUAUCUUUAGUAUACGGGACAAUAAAAUCUGCCUUUUGCUCUGGAGGGAGAUACUACCUCUAUCUUCUAAGGUUACUCACUAUAAUAAUCACCCUUGUAAAGAUUAUUUAGAACAAGGGCAACCAGUGCCUCUACUGGCAAGUGUGCAGAAAUAGGAGAGAACCAUGGGGAAUUGUCUCUCAAUACCUUACUGGUGCUUCUUGGCAUUACUUCCCAAAUAAUCUAUUUGCAUUUGGAUGCUUGUCUCAGAGUGGUUUCUGCAGGAAAAAACCCAAGAUAGAGAGACAACACUAUAUAGGCAUCGAUGUAUUUCUGGGGUGACUCUCUUUCCUCCAGACCUCUCCUGCAAACAACGCAGGGGAGCCACGCAAAGGAAGAGGUUUCCACACCUGGGAUUGAUACUGCUGGGACUCCAGGGCAGGUGCUCUAAAGGACUCUUAGAAUUUCAUUUUUAAUGUUUAAUAUUUGGUCCAUCUAGAAUUUAUGGUGGAAGGUGUGAGGUAGACGUUGCACUUUUUUUUCCUUCCAAAUUGCUCCAAUAUCACUUACUGGAAAUUGUGCUUUGUCUGUUACCACUCUCUUCUAAUCUGCCUGUGGCCUGUUCCUUAGAGUGUAUCACAAACAUACAAGUGAUCAAUUUCCAAUAAAUUGAUUAAAGAA